AUGAUUAUUAAGGUUUCGAAUAAAUUUUUUAUCAACAAAAAUUAUUAUAGUAUCUGGAUAGGAUAUAAUAAAAAUAUACAACAAAAUGCAUAUUUUAAAAAUAGUUUAGAUUUCAUUUUUAAGCCUAAGAGUAUAGGGGUAAUAGGUGCAACUGAAAGAAAAGGAUCUGUUGGUAACUCUCUUGUUAAUAAUUUAUUGAAAGGAGAAAAUAAAUAUAAAUUGUAUUUUAUAAAUGCUAAAGGAAGUAAAAUAUAUAAUAGAGAUAGUUACAAAAGCUUAAAAGCUAUAAAAGAAAAUAAUAUUGACUUAGUAGUAAUAGCAGUACCAAGGAAUCAUGUGAUCAAUGUUAUGAAAGAAUUAAAAAGUAAAAAUGUUAAAGGCGCAGUUAUAAUAACAGCAGGGUUUAAGGAAACAGGAGAAGAAGGAUUGAAAUUAGAAAAGGAGAUAAUUGAUAUAGGAAAAUCUAAUAACAUAAGAAUAAUAGGGCCUAAUUGUUUAGGUGUUAUUCAUUCCUAUCAUAAUAUGAAUGCCUCUUUUGCAAGUAACGAUAUUCUAAAAGGAAACUUUUCUCUUCUCUCACAAAGUGGAGCUAUAUGUACAGCUGCUUUAGAUUUAUCCCUACAACACAAUAUAGGUUUUUCUCAUUUCAUAUCUGUUGGGUCUAUGUGUGAUGUCCAAUUUUAUGAAUUAGUGGAAUAUUUAUUUUAUGAUAAAAAUACCAAAUAUAUAUUGUUAUAUGUUGAAUCUAUUGGAGAUAUGAAUAAGUUUGUAGCUGUAUGCAAAAAAGUCUGCUUAUAUAAACCAAUUAUUCUUUUAAAAAGUGGUAAAACGGCAAAAGCAGCAGAGGCAGCUAUUUCUCAUACUGGUUCUAUGGUUGGGAAUUAUGAUAUAUUUUAUGCAUGUAUGAAAAAAAUUGGUGUUUUGAUUGUUGAAGAUUUUGAAGAAUUAUUUAAUAUGUGCAAAAUUCUAAAUUUUUCAAAAUAUCCCGAAACAAAUGAAGUAUGUGUAGUAACUAAUGCAGGAGGGCCUGGUGUGUUAUUAGUAGACAAUAUUAUAAAAAAUGAUGGAAUGUUAACUAAUUUAAAUGAAAGUUUAAAAAAAAAUUUAAAUAACUUUUUACCAGAAGCAUGGAGUAAAUCUAAUCCCAUUGAUAUACUUGGUGAUGCAUCUCCAACUCUUUACAAAAAAACUAUUCAAACUUUAAUAAAAGAUGAUCAAUAUAAAAAUAUUAUAGUUUUAUUAUCACCACAAAGUGUAACAGAUCCUAUAAAUACUGCUAAAGAAAUCGUAAAUCUUAAAAAGGAAAUUAUUGAUCAGGGAAGAAUAAUAUUAUGUAAUUAUUUAGGUGGUAAAUCAUUAAAAAAAUCGACAAACUUGUUAAAUAGUAAUAAUAUUCCCACUUUUGUAUAUCCAGAAAAUUCAGCCCAAAACUUAUUAAAACUGUAUCAACAUAUAAAGCAUAUUCAAGGAAUAUAUGAAGAAAUUCCUAAUUUUUUAUCCGAUUCAGAGCAAAAUCAUUAUAUAAAUAAUUUAAUAUAUCAAUAUUACUUAAAGAAAUCAAAUUUUGUUGAUGAACAGCAAAAUAUUAAAGAAAAUGAGUACUUUUCGGAAAGAAAUAAGAAAAAAAGGUCAGUAGAUAUAAUAAAAAAAGCUAUAGAAAGCAAAAAUUAUAUUUUAAAUGAGUAUGAUUCAAAAAUGAUUUUGCAAAAUUACGAUAUACCUGUUGUUCAAACUAAAAUAUUCGAAACUGUAAAUGAUAUUGAGAAUUAUUCAAAUUUUUCAUUUCCAUGUGCAAUGAAAAUUUAUUCAGAUAAAAUAACUCAUAAAAAAGAUAUUGGAGGUGUGAUAUUAAAUAUUAAUAACAAAGAACAAUUAAUAGAAUCAUAUAAAACAAUAUACAAUAAUAUAAAAGGGUACAAUCUUGAAAAGGAGUUUAAAGGGGUUACUAUACAGAGCAUGGUUAAUACAAAUGAGGGGAUUGAAUUAAUUUUAGGUUAUUAUUUUGAUCAAAAUUUUGGUCCAGUUUUAUUAUUUGGAUCAGGUGGAUCUUACGUAGAAAUAUUCAAAGAUAGUGUAUUAUUAAUACCACCUCUUAAUUUUUCAUAUACUCAUCACAUUAUUAAAAAUACGAAAAUAUAUAAUGCUUUAUUAGGAAAAUCUUCCAGAUUUAAAAAAUGCGAUAUGCCAAAACUUAUUACAACUAUUAUUAAGUUUUCUGAAUUAAUUUUAGACUUAUUACCUUACAUAAAUGAAUGUGAUAUUAAUCCUUUAUUUGUAUCUGGUAAAAAUAUUAUUGCAUUAGACGCAAGAUUUACUUUAAGAAACAAUAUAAACUGUAAUUCUGAAAACAGUUAUUACGAUAAAUUUUCUAAAACAUAUCCUAUUGAUUUUAUCUUUUUUAAUGAUUUAAUUAAAUAUAAAAAUGGUAAAAUGUUAAAUAAUUCAUCAGUUAAACAAGAUCAGGCUGUGAAUUCUGAUAUUUCACAAAAUAAUAAUUUGGAAAAUAUUGAUUCUAUUACUAGAUGUAUCCAUCCAUAUGAUUUUAAAUUAAUUCAUAAAUUUCUCAAAAAAAAUUGCAAAGAAUUGCAUAAUAGUACCUUUUUUUUCACUGAUGAACAACAUAUAAAAACUGAACUGUUUGCAUAUGAAUUAUGUAAUUGCGACUAUGAUUCUUACAACGUUAUUUUGUACAAAUUAAAAAAUGAAAUAAAUGGACUAAUGAAAAUUGAAAAGAGAAAAGAUAAUCACUGUUAUAUAUAUGCUAAAGACGCUAAUGCUUUUUAUAUUUUAGUUGAAAAAUUAAAUAUUCUUUCAAAAAAACAAAAUUCUAAAACAAAUUUUAUAUAUUUAAAAAAGACUUCACCAUAUACAGAAGAAUUAAAGUCGCUUUGUUAUAAGCUAGAUCAUGCAUAUGAUGAUUUGUAUUGUUAUUCAUAUAAUUAUUAA
Molecule: messenger RNA, 2946 nt
Organism: Plasmodium relictum
Lineage: Eukaryota; Apicomplexa; Aconoidasida; Haemosporida; Plasmodiidae
Product: succinyl-CoA ligase, putative
Exons: 1
Coding region: 1-2946 (981 amino acids)
Molecular function (GO): ATP binding; acetate-CoA ligase (ADP-forming) activity
Source: RefSeq, a predicted model, not a curated record